Messenger RNA from Orussus abietinus, 4399 nucleotides. It is a transcript of the gene Mtl, whose product is annotated as ras-related C3 botulinum toxin substrate 1. Gene Ontology annotation, molecular function: GTPase activity; GTP binding. Lineage: Eukaryota; Metazoa; Arthropoda; Insecta; Hymenoptera; Orussidae. Gene Ontology annotation, biological process: small GTPase-mediated signal transduction. Bases 295 to 882 code for a protein of 195 amino acids. The record is from RefSeq and is a predicted model, not a curated record. The transcript has 4 exons.
CAGACGAGUUCCACGGAAGGGGAACCGUAGGGGAAAGAGCGAUUGUCGAACAUCUGUCACCAAGCGGGGGCUACGUCCGUUCUGGUUCCACUCUUGGAUACCGCUGGAUAGCGCACAAUACACAUCAUAACGCGAUACACCGUCAUGGCACCCGUUCUCAUUAUUCGCUGAAGAGGCGUGGAUUCGCGAAAAAAAUUGUCGCGAGGUGUACAGAACGCAUAAUUAUUUCGCAAGAAAUCGCCGUCACUCCUCCGGUUUUAAGGAAUUAAUGCCCUUUGGCUUAAUACCGCUACGAUGAGUUCAGGCAGACCGAUUAAGUGCGUCGUGGUCGGCGAUGGAACCGUUGGGAAGACGUGCAUGUUAAUUUCUUAUACGACGGAUAGUUUCCCUGGAGAAUAUGUGCCUACUGUGUUUGAUAAUUAUUCCGCACCUAUGGUAGUAGAUGGAAUUCCAGUAAGUCUCGGCCUUUGGGAUACCGCCGGUCAAGAGGAUUACGAUAGGUUGCGGCCUUUAUCGUAUCCACAGACAGAUGUGUUCCUCAUUUGUUUCUCCGUAACCAGUCCUUCGUCCUUUGAGAAUGUUACCAGUAAAUGGUAUCCUGAAAUUAAGCAUCACUGUCCUGAUGCGCCGAUGAUCCUUGUUGGUACUAAAAUUGAUUUGCGAGACGACCGAGAGACCCUCACUGCGUUGGCCGAACAAGGACUUAGUGCCAUUAAACGGGAACAAGGGCAGAAAUUGGCUAAUAAGAUACGAGCAGUUAAAUACAUGGAAUGUUCUGCUCUCACUCAACGUGGGUUAAAGCAAGUCUUUGACGAAGCAGUACGUGCCGUUCUUCGACCGGAGCCCCAAAAACGCCGGCAAAGGAGAUGCAGCGUAUUGUAAACGCGAAUGGUUACUCUGGCUCUAAAGGAAGUAAUAUAGGAAAAAAACGAGUAUGUCGGCCAUUCGACGAAGCUAGGUUCGUACGUGAGCCAAUGAUUCACAGUUGAUUUCACAAGUUCAGAAAGUCUAGUUUUGAAAGUCACUUCGGCAGCCGAAGUCGACCUCGUGUCAGCUAAAGUACAAGGUAUUACUUCCCGGAUUAAAUGAUAUAAGCUUUAAAUACUAACAGAAUGUGAAAGUUUAGACAUAAUAUGCAGUGGAGGUUAUGCUCCAAUACCACGAAUCCAGUAAGACUGAAUUUGUAAAAUUGACGGUGAAAGAACGUAGCAGAGUCUUGUAUUUUGACAUAAGGAAUUAUCAAAUAGCCGUAGUUACUUCGUGUCUACGGUAACACCGAUACCAAUAGGAACUUAAGUAUUGCAAGGAUGUGAGGAUAGGAGUUUUUAUGUGGUACCGAAUGUUUUUUAAAAGCUUACAGACUUGAGUUUUUAAUAUCAUGAAUUGCUCCUGUUUUUUGCAAAAAAUUCGUCAGCUUACUUCGUUGAUACAUUGUGAUGUAAUUGUGAAUUAGUAACACUCAGUAGUAAGUCUUAAAAUCGCAGAUUAGAUUUGCAAAUGUUUUUUUACUAGAGUGCAACUUUGCCUUAUGGAAACAACACCUUUCGUUGUUUUUUCUAAUCAUAUCUUUCUUGAGGCUAGAAGCUUUAAAAUGUUGCAUUAUCAUAAGUAACCAGUGCCAUAGCAAUGAAAAAAUCAAAUCAGCGUCGUGAGCCUCUUGGCCUCAAAUUCUAGAUGAUGAUCGUUCAAUACAAAAACUGUUUCUAAGAAAAAUUGAUUGCGGAAUUAAUGUAAACGCACAAAUUUUGUAAAGAUAUUUUCUGAAUUUUUGUGGGUACCGUUCCAUGCUGCGUAGGGGAUGCUGGUUUUCUUGGAGGUUAGGGAACACAACUCGUUUUACCAUAGACAAUGCACAACAAAGAAUAAGUUGACCGGAGGAUGAUUAUUGUCUGGAAUUUGAAUGAUUCACUGUUACAUAUGAGAUGUAAAGUAUAUGGAAGGCUGUAAAAUAUCAUAUAUUAUCUUUUUAUCUUUUCCUUGCUAACAGAAAGUAUAACCUUCUCGAGCUAACAUUUAACGCAAAAUAUUAACAUCAAAAGAAUAGGUCUAACGUUUGAUUUUUAUUAAUGGUAAGGUUAGUGGCUCUUUAAUGAAAAGAUUUACGGUGGUGUAUUUAUAAAAUUAACUCGUGAAUUAUAAAUAAUAACGUGAAAGGCUACAUCUGAUCACUCAAGUAUGUGUCAAGGAAACGAUAGGUUUCAAGUCGCAGUGGAAACACAUCAUUGAGCGCAAUAAUUUAUUGCGAAGAUUUUAUUUGUUCGAAGGACGUAGAAGAGGAUUUUUUAUAUGAAAACGUGGAAUCCGUAGCCUUACAAAGUUUGUACGAAAGUGAUCCUCACAAGGAAGCGUUAUCGAAUGCAGCGAGAUAAAAACCUGCUAGUUGUCACCGAUUAGCUUAAUGUUUUGAAUCUAAUGCCAUCAAUUUACAUUGAGUACCUACGCGUCCAUAACUUUCCUAACCUGAAAAAGUAUGAAAGAACAUUCGAAUCUCAGAGUAGGCAAUCGCCACGAGCAAAUAUUUCCCUGCCUACGAACACGGUAUUUUUUAUAUUUAAAUAGUCUAAACUAGGAACCAUAUUAGGACAAAUGUGCCAUAUGUUUUCAAGUUUGCAUGACAAAUGACAUGUACCGAGAUGUCCCCCCUUGCGUUUCUGUUGAAACGGAAGCUGGGUGAGAUUUGAAAAUAUGUAACCGAAGAGCACUGGAUUACGAAGAAACGUACGAAUUAAUUGAUUGACAAGGCAUUGUUAAUGCUUGGUAGAUGUACAUAAUGUAGCAUAAGAGAAGCUUUCGUUGUGCUCCGAUCUGACGAACCAUGUCUCGCUGUCAUUUUUAAUUACAUCCAAGCUUGUUUCUCAUAGUUUUAACGAUAAAUCUCAGAUGGAAUGCUCCAACUGUUUAUUCAACAUAGGCAUCUUUCACCGGAUCGGGAUGCAAUUCGAGGAAGAUAUUUAUAGCUAUCUUCAAAUUCGCUAAAUCUUGUUGAAGUUUGCUUCUUAAAAGUUGACAGCAUAUUUAGCGAAUUACUUAUGCGUGGCAUUAUUUUCCUUAAAUUUAUAAUUACGAUAGUGUUACAGAUCCACCGAAAAGAACUGUCCGCACUGUUGUUCAUUUUUUAGUAGAUCGAUUGAAGUAUAUAAGUGUUUUAUUUUUAAAUUAGUCCUUUUUUUAUUUUGUUUGUUUUUGUGUAAUUUGUAACGUUUUUUACAUUAGAGCCUUCUACUGCCAAAAACAGACUUACAUAGGCAGGUGUUUAUAUGUUAUUUUCUGUUAAUUAUAAAUCACUACAGGCCCGAUACAUAUUUUUCAUUCGUCUUUUCGUUGCUUCUGUAACACAUUAGCAUAGCGUGCGAGCGUGUACAUACAUGCAUGAUUUACACGGUACAUAUAUUUGCAGUGACCUAAAUAUAUGUACUAAUAAACGCAUUCAUGUAUGAACGCGUAAAUGAGUUAGAGUUAAUAAUAAUUUAUGGAAAGCAGACGCAUAACAAUUUUGUAUUAUAUUGCCGAUACUACCGCUAAAGAAUUGCAUUCAUUGUAAGUAGUGCAUUUACUUGUCGCAUAAUCUCGUGAUUAUUAUUAACUUACCACGAUACCUUCAAAGAAGGGGGCUUUUAAUAUUUUUCAGAAGUUAUUAUUAAGCAUGACGCAGGCAGCUAUCGAUACUGGUCUUUUUCUAGAGUUCGGUCCAAAAGGCUCAUGAUAUUUUUACCAAUUAAUAUAUAGUUGAUUUAUUAUAAAUACACUGCUUACACGCGAUGCUAUCAAAAGGAAUUGCUUCUACCGAUACAUUUUAUCUCGUAAUAGGAAAAUCAUAUCGUAGAGUGCUGUAAACCAAAGCUAAAUACUUCUUACGAUUUACUGUAAUUUUAAUACUAUUCAUUAGGUAGACCAUUGCACAUAAACUCACGGUGAGCGAACGAGGUGUAAAAUAUUCUAGUCAUCAAGAAUCUGUUUCCGAUACUUUACAUGCGACCCUGUCGAAUGUCUGCUUUUCUUAUUCGGAGUCGAGGAAACCAAUGUCAGAUGAGGCUGCAAUAGUGUGUGAACACAGAGUUGAGACGUUAAAUUAAGCCUAAAAGUCAUGGAUUGUGUAUAAACUCAGCCUAUGAGUCUGCGUAUGUGCUCGAAUUUUUAUAUGAAUGGUCAAUAAUUUAUCGAACAUACCCUCUGUCUAUUUUACGAAGACUUGUGCAGGAAUGACAUUCUACCUUUAUGGUUUAAGUACGAUAGCAUUUUUAAAAGCGCUUCUCUCAGACUGAUCUACAUACAUCCGCAGCAUUCUGACUGUUUAAAAUUCAUUUCAUGUCUUCGUCUCUGAUGCGUCACGACUUUUUUGUGUGAUCUUACCCGUGCCGGUAUUUUUCUACUUUUUUAACAUUAAAAGGACCAACGCCGA